UGCGUAAAUAUGCAUGUUUGAUUCCUCCACAAUAAAAGCCUCCUCCCUGUCACACUGCGGCGUGUCGUGAUGCGUUCACUGUUAGGGAACGGCCCACCUGCGGCUCACCUGCCAGCCCGUCCCGUGCGUACAUCAGGGUCCCGGAGUUAGCAGCCCCUUCUCCUCCUCUGGAGCUCCGAUAAGAUGGCGGAUUAACGAGUUGACGUUUAUUUCACCGACGCUGCAGUGACGGUUAGUCCCCGCGGAGGGGUGCGGGAUCAGAUGCGGGAUAUUUACGGUUUUCCGGCUGAGGUUUUCCGGUGGUGACGCCGGCCGAAGGCUAACUUCAGCUCUCUGCUGCGGCAUCUCGGCCGAAGCCGCCCCGCACGUCCUCUGACCGCAAAACCGCAGGGGCAGGAUCCCGGUUUUGACACCGACCCGGGUUUAUCUGGGGUUUUAUUGGUUCUAACUGUCAGGUGGGUGCACCGAGGACUAAAGGGGCCCUUUUUGGAUAAUUCGGCCGCAGGUAUACCUCUGAGUGAUGCGUACUGCGGGACUCUGAUCCCGGAGAGUCUAACUGUAGAAUCACAUUACAAUCGCCUUUUUUCUUUGAAGAUAAAUCGGUUUAUUUUGGAUCAUCUCAUUCUAAGCUUGAAGUGGGUAGAUUCAGGACUAACGGGGACCUUUGUGGAUAAUUCGGCUACAGGUAAAAUCCUCCUGGGCUAUGGAGACAUGAGAUACGGGCCGGACCAGGACCCCGACCCGAGAGAAGCGGAGCCUGCAGCGGAGCCUAGCAUCAGGAAAAUCAGUUUUUAGUCUCCAUCCGGCUUAUUCGGGAUUUUUUUCAGCCGCAGAUUUUGAGCCGCAUGUCCCGGACCACGGGGGGUCUCUGAGGAUCAUCCGGAACCAUGGGGACGCAGGGACCGGGCCGGAAGAGGAUCCCGAACCGGGAGAAGCUGACCGGAGAGGACGAUACUCUGAACCAGAUCGCCCGGGAGGCAGAGGCGCGGCUGGCAGCUAAGCGGGCCGCGAGAGCCGAGGCCCGAGAAAUCCGCAUGAAGGAGCUGGAGCGACAGAAAGAGAUCUCUGACGAUGAGGAAAGGAUGUCAGUGGGGAGUCGAGGCAGCCUCAGGCCUUCGGACUACAGCGGGUUUCUGGGUUCUGGUUCUCGGGCCUCUUCCAGGGCCAGUUCAGCUCGGGCAAGCCCAGUGGUGGAGGAGAGGACAGACAAGGAGUUCCCAGAUAAAGGCUCUAGGACGGCGUCGACGCUGUCAGCAGCCACUCUGGCCUCGCUGGGUGGAGCCUCAUCUCGCAGAGGAAGCUGUGACACGUCGUUCUCCGUAGAAACCGAAGCGUCCAUCAGAGAGAUGAAGGACUCUCUGGCGGAGACGGAGGAGAAGUACCGUAAAGCGAUGGUUUCUAACGCUCAACUGCACAAUGAGAAGUCGACUCUGAUGUAUCAGGUGGAGACGCUGAGGGAGGAGCUCAACGACAUGGAGGAGCUGCUGUGGGAGACGCGGCGCCGCUGCGACGAUGCACACAAGGAGUGGGAGCGUGAGCGUCAUGCUCACAGCUUACUGCAGUUUCACUUCAAAGACAUGAAAGAAACUCUGAGACAGACUGAGGAGCUGCUCACGGAAGUGACUGACCUGCGUUUGAAGAGCAGCAGUUACUGUCAGGAAGUUUCUGACCUGCAGGAAGCGCUGCAGUGGAAAGACAAAAAAAUCGGGGCGUUGGAACGGCACAGAGAAAUCUCGGACAUUGUUUGCAUUGAGCGUGACCGGCUCAGAGACGAGGUGGUUCGACUGCGAGAUUUACUAAAGAAAAACGGGGUGGCCAUCUCUCCUGACAUUACCACCAAUGGGGAUGCAGAACUCGGUGGGAACGAGGACGAUAUAAGUGCAGAAUCUGCCUCUCGACUGGCUCAGGAGUCUCCUCAAGGUGGCAGAGAGAGCAUGCUUGGAAAAACUAAAGAGUGGGAGAGAAAAGAAGGCAACAGACCACCUGAGAACAACAAGAAAAACUACCUCUGGAAGGUUCUUAAACGGUCAAAGUCAUUAAAUGACAUUUCCACCAUCAGCAAAAGCAAGUCGAUCAAACAGCCCAUAGAAAGACGAAACACAGCUGACAAACAUCUAGGAGGAAACAAGGCUGCAAGAACCAAGCAACCAAGACCCAAGAGAAUCAAGAAAAUACAGAGCAGGCAACAUGGGUGUCUUCUGCAUAGAAAGAAAGGAGCCAAAGUACGUAUGAAUAAAGAAAGGCCAGGGGCUGCUUGUAAGAUAUAUGAACCAAAAAUUGCAACCAAAGCUAAAAAUGAAUUUGGGCUGGUUUCAACAGCACCAGCAAACCAGGAUCCAACAGAAGAGACACACUCCUUUAGUGAACAGAUCAGCAAAAUUCAGGAAAAUUCAGAAAAAUGCCCCAAGGUUGUUUCACCUGUUCUCAAAUCAAAACUUUUUCAUCAUCCUACUGAACAUGUCAUUCAGGAUAGCAAAGUGGUCCUGCUUAGUGUAUCAAGUCAAAAGUGUGAUAUUUCUGGUAGUCUGGAAGAGAUUCAGGUGGAUAAAGACACAUUUCACGAAAGAGCUCGAUCACCCAAAGAACUUAAAGACCAGAGGAUUCAUGAACCAGCUAGACAAAGUUCCUCCGAAUGUGCAGAACGUAACAUUCAAACAUCAACAUCAUUUGCCCCGCUGGACAUCUGUGCUGGUUUGGAAAAGAUGACUCAAAAUAUCCACCAAGGAUUUGCUGGAAAUCAAGUUUUUGUAGUUGAAAUCUCGCAAAUCUUCUCAGAAAUCCUGGGAUCUCUUCAAAAGUGGACUUCAGAUGUGGAAAAUAUAUUAAAGAACAAGCCUAGUCAGCACAACAAAGAGCAAACUGGCCACAUGAUGGAUCCUGCACUUAAUAAACAUGUGGCAAAACGUCUGACCCGACCUUUAGGCCUACUGAGAGACCAUUCAGCUUCAAGGAUGUUGGAAGUAGCCUCCACAAGUAAACUGUAUGCAGAUACUCUGGGUCCUAUGAAUGCUGACCAAAAGGCACAAAGGAUCAUGUCUAAAACCCAUGAGAUGGAAGUGGUAGAAUUGUUUGUAGGAAAUCCUGCUGAUAUAGAUGAAACAACUGUAACAAGCUGCUCGGAGCCUUUUGUUUUUAUCGACUCCUACUUCACUAAACCUCAAGAGGCCACAGGAAAGGUGUCUGGGUCAAAUCUGGGUUCGUCAACAAGUUCAAAGAGAUUCAAGAGUCAAAGCUGUCACGUAGUAGCUGCCAAAAAUUCAAAGGAGUUGGCUGGAGACACUGACAGUUGUGAGGAGAUCAACGAGGAGCGGGAUGACCAGCAGAUGGAGAUGGAGACUCUUGCUGAAGAUGGAAAGUUUAUUUCUGUGGCGACUAGCAUGAAAUACGGCAGAAGACAAAGAGAGUCAUGUUCAGACUGCAGGAAAAAUAAAAAAUCUGAGUGCAGCAUUUCUUAAAAUCACAAGAAUGAAGGAAAUGAUGAUUUAGUAGUCACAGUGUUGGAGCUUUAGAUUCUAAAUUAUUAGACUGAAAUAUCAAUGAAGCAUCAGUACUGUUAUCAGUACUUAAGUAUUUGAACUGAUCAAAUAAAUAAAGUGAAUAUUUAAUUCAUUCACCUAUAAAUCUGUUCUUUACUGACAUGUUUUUAUAAGCUGACUGCUUGAAAAUUGUUUUCUUGACAGUUAAUUGCAACACUGUGCAAGGGUAAGCAGCUGUAAACUUUAACUGCCUGACUUAGAAGUGAUGUUUCAAAAUAUGUAAUCAGUCUCCUUCUAUCAUUUGAGGAAAUUUUACCAGUUAGAUAUGUUAAUAAUGGUAAUUAUGUGUGUGUGUGUGUGUGUGUGUGUGUGUGUGUGUGUGUGUGUGUGUCAAAUUGUGGGAAAUAAUUCGGUGUACCAUUCAGGUCUUAUUUUUGUGAGUAAACUUGUUUUGUUUUGUUUUUUGUCCUAAUAAAAUGAAUUUGGAAUCAAAACAAUUACAUGAAAUCAAUUCUUUAUUUCUGUUAAAUGGGUUGAUGGUAUUUUUUCAGAUUAAUAAAACGCACUUGUUUGAAAAGAAUAUUUGUCUGUAUUUUACAUUUGACAUUUUCCAUAAUGAAUAAAUUAAAAGUUUUAUUAAGUAAUUUUUGACUUGAGGAAGCAGAAAGGCUUCAAAUUGGUGCCCAGUACACUUAAAGAACUUAAAGAACUGAUAACUUCAGAGUUAGAGUUUUAGAUUAGUUUUUCAAGGAUCUACAUUGGGUCCUUUUAUAUUUUCUAUCAUGUUUCAGCUGCUCAGACACAACACAUGCAAAGUGUGUUUGAAAAACCACAACUAGUCAAAGGACUUUACUUAAUGGAGCUUUCAACUUCCAUGUACAGGAUUUAUUAUUAUUCUCACAUAAUGCAUCACUCAUAAUGUUCUCAGGAAGGAUCGGCACAGAUCUUUUCCAACACGAUUAAAGGGGCACUGUACUCACAAUCAAUAAAGCUAUAAUGAAAGGCAGAUGU
Oreochromis aureus is the source of this 4487-nucleotide messenger RNA. RefSeq names its product leucine rich repeat (in FLII) interacting protein 1b (gene lrrfip1b). Gene Ontology annotation, molecular function: DNA-binding transcription factor activity, RNA polymerase II-specific; RNA polymerase II cis-regulatory region sequence-specific DNA binding. NCBI's taxonomy places the organism in Eukaryota, Metazoa, Chordata, Actinopteri, Cichliformes, Cichlidae. The coding region runs from base 888 to 3455 and encodes 855 amino acids. The transcript has 12 exons. Gene Ontology annotation, biological process: regulation of transcription by RNA polymerase II. The record is from RefSeq and is a predicted model, not a curated record.